CCCAAUCAAGAGAGUAGUUAUGAAAUGACGGUGGAUUGUAUGACAAGAUUUUGAUCCGCUCGAAAAAUCCAAAAUGCGAUGACCGGAUCAUGGACUGGAUGUUGGAUUGUUGGUCUCCAUUGGCCGAUAGUCCUGUCAUCGGAAAUGUCCAAUGGAGACCCCAGGUAAGCAUUUCGUUGACGUGUUGGAAAAUUGCAAAACACAGGAAAAGGAAGGAUUAUUACAUUUUUCACGAAUAUAAUUGUGGACUCUAUGUGAAUGGGGCCUUAAAGAUUCAAGAAAUCAAAAAUACCAUUUUACUUUUCUCUUUUAUAAACUUCUAAAAAUAUGUAAAUCGUAAGGCAAAAUGCGUAAGGUUUCUUAUUAAUUAUGAAAAAAUUAUGCGUGAAUGGAAUUCUUCAUAAAAUCAAACCCUUAAUCAUAUAAUAUCAGAAUGCCUUCAUAUUUUCUAUGGAUUUGAUCAACAAAUUAAUGUGAACAAGAUUAUGAGAAGAAAAUACAAUUUACUUUAUAAACAUUAUUUUUUUUUUUAGGAAAAUACAUAACUAUAACAUUUCUAGUACAAUAUUGGAAAUGAGUUAUAUUUAUUAGUUUUAAUAUGCAGUCUCAGUAACAGGAGCUGUUUUCAUGAUUCAAGGUAUAAAACUAUGAUAUCUAUUGAUAUUUAUUCUCAUAUUCAAUUUGAUGAAGUGCCUCGGGAGCACAUAAUUUUCCCUAUGAAAGUAAAAAUGAAUGUUAUAUUGCUCGAUUUAUAAACAUCUUGGAAAAAUACUCAUGCCCAAGUAGUAAAAUUACUCAAAUCAUGAUUGUUUAAUGGAUUGGACAUUUUUAGUGAGUAGCCACCAUUUAAACAGAGUCCAAUAAACAAAAAAAUUAAUGUUUCUGAACAGGCCCAAUUCCCUGUGGUGAGUUUAGAAUUUGUGUGAAGAGUAUGUAUCUCAUACAUAGAACGUAAGAUCGCAUACCUACACUCUUAUGUUCCAGUCUUAAACCAUAGGAAUAGAACAUUGAGUGUAGGAAUGCAUACAUAGAAAAAAUUUCGUGUAUGUAUGGAUACAUACUUUGUAGGAAUACGUGCAUAUUUUACAUGUAUUAUUAUGAAACUACCGUUGUUUUUAGGUAACGCCAUCGAAUUAUUUCCAGAUUGUUCCAAUUUACCGUUUUAUUUUCUUCAAUCGCGUCGGAUAUAUAUUUCGGUAGCAAUGUAGCAUUAGCUUGGCAUUUUCAUUUGGUCAAGAGUAGAAAGUGGUUCGUUUGCGUUUCGACCUCGUGGAUUUAAAAAUUAAUUGUGAAUUGUGAAUUAGAAACGAAAAUUAAAAUAAGAAAAGAAAUUAACAAGGCGGAAUUAAUAUAUUCAGAACGAAAAAUAAAUUGUGAAUUGUGAACUGGAAAAUCAAAAUUAGAAAAAGGAACUCCCCAAAUAAGAAAUUGUGAACUGGAAAAUCAAAAUUAGAAAAAGGAACUCCCCAAAUAAGUAAGCGGAAUUAAUAUAUUCAUAACGAAAAAUUAAUUGUGAAUUGUGAACUGGAAAAUCAAAAUUAGAAAAAAGAACUCCCCAAAUAAGAAAUUGUGAACUGGAAAAUCAAAAUUAGAAAAAGGAACUCCCCAAAUAAGUAAGCGGAAUUAAUAUAUUCAUAACGAAAAAUUAAUUGUGAAUUGUGAACUGGAAAAUCAAAAUUAGAAAAAAGAACUCCCCAAAUAAGAAAUUGUGAACUGGAAAAUCAAAAUUAGAAAAAGGAACUCCCCAAAUAAGUAAGCGGAAUUAAUAUAUUCAUGUUGUUGCUUUAAUUAUUGGUAACUUUAAGGUUCUACCAGGCUGUUGUUUUUGUUAGUUGGGAGCUGUUGAUUAAUUUAAGGUUGUGGCUUUAAUUAGUUGGGAACUUCAAUUAAGUUCAUUAGCUAUAUCAAACCGUCAGAAACUUCAGGAAUCUUUUUAUCUUUUAGUUUAUAUUCAUAAUAUUAUAUUUCUUUAGCUUCUUCGCCAAAAUGCUUUGUUUUGUCUGCAACAAUAAGUGUACAAAUUUUUCAUUACUCAUGCAUCACCUUAAAAAGAGACAUAAUCUUAAUUGCUCUAGUACUUAUCGUUGCCUUGAAUGUAAUUUAUUGUUUGAUAACUCCUCAAGUUAUAAAAGACAUAUGCUACGAUUACAUUCCACUUUAAACAUUUCAAAUUCUAACGAAUUUCAAGCACAGGCGUGUAGUAUUAAACCGGAAGAUUCAAAUAGAGUAACUACUUCCUCAGAACAAUCUAGUUGUAUCAACGUAAAAGGUAUAAGCGUCGAAGAGAAACUAGUUCUUCCAUCCUCAUUGUCAUCAUGUCAAAAGUCCAAAAAAGAGAAUUUCGACGAAGAAAUAAAAAAUAUGCGCGAAAGUGCGUUUAAAUUUUCUUUAUCAUUACAUACAAAUGACAAUUUCUCUAGAAAAGAUGUAGUAAACAUUCAAAAAAGUGUAUCCACUCAAAUUGUCGCACCCUUGCUCCAAAUCUUUGAUAGCUUUUCUAAAACUAGAAUUUGUCAUGACCAUGAGGCUUUAAAUGAAAUUUCAACUUUAAUUAGUUCUUGUAAACACCUGUUUGAUGACUGUGCAUCCGAUUAUCUCUUAUUACAAAAACUUAAAAAGAGUGGAUACAUGAAUGAUGUUGAAGAGUUUGUUAUAAAUAACGAAAUGGAAACGGUUUUUCAUUGCGGAGAGUUAUCUUUGGACGAAAACUUAACUAAAGGCGUCGUUCUUCCAUUAAGAUCCCAGUUUAAACUUUUGUUUGAGACAAACAAUUUUCUUAAAGCCAUGUUACAGUACAUGGAAAUGUUGGAAAAAAGUGAUAGAAUUAGAAGCUUUAUCAAUGGGGAGUUAUGGAAAGAAAAGGUCAAAAUGUACCCAAAUAAGUUAUUAGUUCCUUACUUCUUAUAUGGGGAUGAUUUUGAAAUUAAUAAUCCUCUUGGAUCCCAUUCUUCAGUUCAUUCAGUAUGUAACUUUUAUUAUUCCUUUCCGUGUAUGCCUAUUAAAGAGUCUAAAUUGGAUAAUGUAUUUUUAGCUGCUGUAAUAAGAACAAGAGAUAUGAAAAAAUUUGGUAAUAGUAAAUGCUUAGUCCCUUUAGUAAAUGAGUUGAAAUUUCUUGAACAAGAAGGGCUUUCUAUUGAGGCAUCUGAUGGUCAAGUAUAUCGCAUUCAUUUUAUUUUAGGCUUGGUUUUAGGUGAUAACUUAGGACUUAACUCAAUAAUGGGUUUUAACAAAUCGUUCUCUGGCGUAUUUUGCAGGUUUUGUCGAUUAGAUAAAGAUAAAUGUAAAACAAUGUGUUUUGAGGAUCCCAAUAAAAUGCGAAAUAUACUUAAUUAUAAUGAAGAUGUCCUACAAAAUAAUAACCAAUUAACUGGCAUAUCAAGCUUUUGUCCAUUUAAUGCAAUCCCUUCAUUUCAUGCCAUUGAAAACUACAGUGUUGAUGUAAUGCAUGACUUGUUUGAGGGUAUAUGCCACUAUGAUCUUUGCCAUAUCUUAUUAAAUUUUAUACAAAUAAAGAAAUACUUUUCGUUGCAAGUUUUAAACAAACGGAAACAAACGUUUGAAUAUGGUCCUCAUGAAAUAGGCAAUAUAUCAAAUGAAAUAUCACAGACACAUCUCCAAAAGCGACAUUUACGCAUGUCUGCAAGGGAAAUGCUUUGUUUUAUUCAAUACCUUCCAAUCAUGAUUGGUGAUCUAGUUCCAAUAGAUGAUGAUGUUUGGCAUUUUUUGUUGAAUUUAAUAGAAAUAAUUGAUUUAACGUUAUGCUUUGAAAUAAAUGACUUUUCUAUUUCUUCUUUAAAGAACAAAAUACAACUACACCAUGAGCAGUACCUUUUACUUUUCAAAGAUAGUUUAAAACCUAAGUUUCAUAUUCUCACUCAUUAUCCUACGAUUUUAAAAAAAUCAGGUCCACCUAGAAAUUUUUGGUGCUUUAAAUAUGAGGCCAAACAUAAAAAUUUCAAAAUUUACUCACGUGCUAUUACUUCCAGAAAAAAUAUUUGUCUAACAUUGGCCAAAAAAUUUCAACUAGGUUUUGCAAACAAGAUUUUAAAUUCUAAUGAUGAUGACGACAAACAUGAAUUUUUUAAAGAAAACAAAAUUAAAACUGGUUUUUCUUCUUUAAUAAGCAAAAAAAUGGGUAUCCAGGAAGAAAACUUAGAAUAUUUAAGUAAGACUGAAAUCAAUGGCUAUAAAUUUCAAACUGGUUAUUACGUAUCCAAACUCUUAAAUGAUUAUAAAAUUUUCGUCAUAGUAGCUUUAGUCCAACAUCUAAAAAAAAUUGUUCUUUUUUGUCAGGAAGUAAGUGAAGUACUCUAUGAUCCCCAUUUUACUGCAUAUGAUAUAAAUCCUUCUAUAUUAGGAAAAUAUUCUAUUAUUGAUCCCGAUGAAAUUGUUGGGCCGCCAAUAACAGCUAUAAAAACAGCUAAAGGUAGAAUUAUGAUUCGAAUAAAAGAUUACACUUUACAAGAGAUAGACAAAUAUAAAGCAACUGACGAGUUUGAUACUGAAAUUAAAUCCAGAUGCAGUUGAAUCUUUUUAGAACAACAAUUCUAUUGUGCAUACAAGCCAAUCAUUUUCAAAAGGUUCGGAAGCACUCUACAUGAAUAUCAAACUGUUUCAGAAUGGAUACAAACAAUUAUAUAUCAUUGGAACAACCCUCAACUUCUGCGGAGGCCGGGGAAGAACAAAUAAUUUAUACAAUUGUUCAUGAAACAGCAACUAUGUCAGAUGAGUCGCAGUCCCAGUUGGAAAUAAAAGAACUUCUGGGCAGUUGGAAUCUUGGACACCUGUCAGAUUUGUUUAUCUCUGAGCGCAUAACAGUUGAAGUGCUUAAAAUUUUAAAGGAAAAACAUUUUCCUAUGCUUUUCAAAAACAGUUCAGUUGGAGAUCUGGCAAUGUUUGAACACAAGUUAAUGGAGUGGAGAUCCUCUCUAGGUAUCGGAGAGCAGCAAAUUGAUAUGUUUACCUUGCGGGAAAAUUCAUGCAGCUCAUCAUUUUCAUCUUCGCCAACGUCGUCAAUAAGAGAAGAUCCAUCUGCGCCUGCUAUAUCUCUUUCUUUAAUUUUAAAAAACUCACCAAAGGCGAGAGACAUAGAAAAAUUCUAUGAACAAAACUUCAAGCUUCAGGAUAUACAUCGACAGGCGUUGAUCACAUUAAUAUGUGAAUAUUUUAUCGACAACCAUCUUCAUUUGAAUUUAUACACUAGCUACAUGCUAGAGGAACAAAUAUUGCAAAGAUUCAAAGGGGAAAAGCUUGAGUUUUACCGCACUGGUAAAAGAGGUAAAAUAUAUGCCAAGUUUUGCAAUUCGAAGACCUCCUCUAGAUUGGCUGUUAAAAGAUCUAUCUUUCCUAAAGCUGAAAAUGCUGAAGUAACUGAGAAAUCAAAGAAAAAACAUUUGAUGGAAUUCACUCCGGAAGUUGAUGCAGAAGAGUGUAUUAGGAGCAUCAAAUAUGAUAACUUGUCAACUUCAGAGUUCGACAGCUGUUGGCAAGCUUGUAGCCAAUUUAGACUGGAUCAAAUAUAUAAAGAGACAACUUUACACACCAUUUUUGAGGAAUGGCCGGAUUACAAGAAGCCAGGAGGUUAUCGUUUGAUUGACAAGGAUUUUGGGGUUGUUUUUCGAAAUUCCCCAGGAGUUCUUUUGAAGUAUCCAGAGCAGGCUGGCAAUCUGAGAAAGUUUUUACUAGAUGAAGAUCACCUGCGAGACAAAAAUUUACGAAAUAUGGUGAACCAAAUUGACGAAAAUGAUAUUAAAACUGAUAGUGCAGCAGUAAAAUUAUUUUGGUGUCUCCACGGCUAUUUGAUACCAACACAAAAGGGCAGCCGGAAAGAUAACUCUGGAAAAAGUAGUACUGUAAGGUUUACUAUUAAAAGCUCUCAAGAGGCUUUCCUUUUUAUUGGGUCCAGCGUACAAGAACUCGAUGACCAUAUAGCAUUUUUGAAAAGCAAGUCAGAAAAUAUACAACCAUUUAUACUUGCCGUUGGGGAUAAGGAUUUUGAAAACUUUUCGAACUACUACGUUUACCUUGAUGGUAUUAAGUUCGUGUUUUCAAAUUUUUUGAGAGCAAUUGAUAUAUGUUUCAAGUGCUUCAACUUGUUUAAUUUGGAGUAUCCGUUAGCGUGCUCACAAUUAUGGACAUUUAUUGAGCACUACUUCUACGAGCUCAACAUUUCUAAAACAAAAUCCCCUAAAAUGUAUUUACUCAUCGAAGCGUUAAGAAAAAGCGCUCUGACUCAAGAUGAUGAAGUUGCAGAUUCAGAAGCCGGCCUCGGAUAUAUUUAAUUAAGUUUUAUAUACAUAUGUACACAUAUUAAUUUUUGUUAAUUGUUUAAUUAGAAUCAAUUAUAAAUUAUUUUAUUUAAAAUGUUAAAUUUUAAGUGUUAAAUACUUUCUUUCUAUUAUAAAUUAUUUUAAUAUAAAAUAUAUU
Eupeodes corollae is the source of this 6426-nucleotide messenger RNA. RefSeq lists its product as uncharacterized. Lineage: Eukaryota; Metazoa; Arthropoda; Insecta; Diptera; Syrphidae. The transcript is spliced from 12 exons. The record is from RefSeq and is a predicted model, not a curated record. Bases 4620 to 6281 code for a protein of 553 amino acids.